AUGAGCCAGAAGAAAAAAAACUGUUGUUUUACAUAACCAAGGAAGAAAAAAACGCAAUAGAUUUAAACGAUGAAGUAGUACAAGGAUUUAUUACUAGAAUAAGAAAAAAUUCCUCGCAUAUUCGAAUCAUCAGUGAAGUGGUUGAACAAUUUCAAGAUUAUAGUUUUGUUAAAUCACACAAGUCCGAUUUAUAUCAAAUUGUUUUCUAUAAAUUUGCUAGCGAAUUUUCCAAAGCUGAAAAGGGUCAAUUUAUAACUCCGAUUCCUCUGAUUGAUUUUUUAGUGAAGAUUGUAAAUCCACGUAGCAAUGAAACAAUUAUUGAUCCAACAGUGGGAAUUGCUGAUUUUCUCUCUGUUUCUUAUGUUAACUCAGAAAAUCAAACCGAGCUUAAAAAGUUUGAUGUCGUUUUAACUAAUCCUCCUUUUGGCGAAGAUAGGAAAUAUGAGCCAAAAACUCCAAAAGAUAAAGAGAUUAUCGAAAUGUAUGAGUUGUGGAACAUUGCACGGUGUGGAAAUUGGAUUGACCUCGGUCUUGUCUUUUUAGAAAAUGCUUAUCGAAUUUUGGAAGAAAACGGAAGAAUAGGAAUUGUCUUAUCUAAUUCUCUCGCUUCUAUCGACAGAGUAGUUGCUCUUUUCGAUUUGCCACCUAAUGUAUUUGCAGAUUCCGGUGUAAAUACGACUCUUGUAAUUGCCUACAAACCAAAAACUAGUGAAUUGGAAAAAUUACAAAAAGAAAAUUACAGUAUUUUUACCAAAAACAUCAAAAAAGUUGGAUAUGAAAUAAGAACUAGCAAGAGAGUAAAGUUUUUUAACCCUCUUUAUAAAGUUAACGAGCAAACCUUUGAAAUAGAGCAGGACGCAGAAGGCAAACCGUUUUUGGACGAAGAAUUUACUGACACAAUUGGAGAAUUUAGAAGAUGA
Molecule: messenger RNA, 920 nt
Organism: Racocetra persica
Lineage: Eukaryota; Fungi; Glomeromycota; Glomeromycetes; Diversisporales; Gigasporaceae
Source: the annotation of a GenBank genome assembly